Messenger RNA from Coccomyxa subellipsoidea C-169, 669 nucleotides. RefSeq names its product G-strand telomere binding protein 1. The transcript is spliced from 7 exons. Gene Ontology annotation, molecular function: mRNA binding. The record is from RefSeq and is a predicted model, not a curated record. Gene Ontology annotation, cellular component: cytoplasm; nucleus. Bases 1 to 669 code for a protein of 222 amino acids. Lineage: Eukaryota; Viridiplantae; Chlorophyta; Trebouxiophyceae; Coccomyxaceae.
AUGGCGGAGGAGGCAGAUAUGCAGUCGGUGAUGCGGAUUGGAAAGCGCUGCUUCGUCGGCAACCUGGCGUGGAAGACUUCCUGGCAGGAUUUGAAGGACAAGUUCCGCGAGAUAGGAACGGUUGUCUAUGCCAACGUCGUCAGAGAUGAUGCUGGGCGUUCAAAAGGUUGGGGAAUCGUGGAGUUUGAGACGCCCGAGGAGGCUGUGGCGGCUGUGAACACGUUCAACGGCGAGGAGAUUGCAGGGCGCAAGAUCCUGGUGCGCGAGGACAGGGAGGACCGGGACGUGAAGCAGUACAACAAGGACCACGGCAUCGAGAGGCCGGAAGGCGCCCGCCCGCCGCGCCGCAGCCGCCGCGGCACCGCACAGCAGUCGCAGGAAGGGGCCAAGCUCAACGGCGAUCACGCCAGCGAGCCCCUGCAGGAACCCAGUGGUCUGCAGGUGGUCGUGCAAGGCAUUCCAUGGAAGUACAGGGACGAGGAUCUGUCAGCGCUCUUUGAAGACUGUGCCCCCGCCGUGGAGGCCAAAGUUGUCAUCAGCAAGGAUGGCCGCAGCAGGGGCUACGGUACAGUGCGCUUCGACUCCAGGGAAGAUGCUGACAAAGCUGUCAGGGAAUUGCACAGCACAGAGCUAGAGGGCCGAACCCUCACCGUCAAGAUCGACAAGUAG